UGCAGAUUCUUUUUGGCUUUCUCUACAUGUUGGAUCUAGCAAUUGUCGUGUUCAUCUACUUGAAGACUGAUGUGGUACCUUGGUGGGCCCUCUCCUUGCUUUCUCUGUCUAAAAGAGUUCACUCUAUCUUUGUUCUUCGAUUAUUUAAUGAUUGUUUUGCCACUACUCUCCUCCAUGCUGCAUUGGUCUCAAUUAUUUACCAAAAAUGGCAUCUAGGGUUGGUAAUUUUCAGAGGAGCUGUUUCUAUAAAGAUGAAUGUGCUCCUCUAUGCACCACCUCUGUUGCUGCUGAUGGUGAAGGCAAUGGAUAUUGUUGGAGUGAUGUCUGCCUUUGCAGGUGCUGCAUUAGUGCAGAUUCUCAUAGGGCUUCCUUUUAUCCUGUCGCAUCCAGCUUCAUAUAUAUCAAAAGCUUUCAAUCUUGGUCGUGUUUUCAUCCACUUCUGGUCUGUUAACUUCAAAUUUGUUCCUGAAGACAUCUUUGUUUCUAAAGCUUUUGCUCUCUCGUUGCUAGUUGCUCAUCUAAGUCUGCUAUUGGUUUUUGCUCACUACAGAUGGUGCAGGCAUGAAGGGGGACUGUUUGCUGUUGUGCAUUCUAAACUCAUUCAGUUGAAGCUUAGAGUUACUCAGAGUAAUCCUUCUCCAACCAACAAAGUCCUUCAAGCUGACCAUAUUGUGACAACAAUGUUUGUGGGGAAUUUCAUUGGCAUUAUAUGUGCCCGAUCCCUCCAUUACCAAUUUUACUCUUGGUACUUCUAUUGCUUACCAUAUUUAUUGUGGAAAACACCAUUUCCGACGCUCCUACGCUUACUGUUGUUCGCAGUUGUGGAAUUUUGCUGGAAUGUCUUUCCGUCCAACUCUUACUCAUCAGUCCUCCUCCUCUGUGCCCAUUUAAUCAUACUAGGUGGUCUAUGGAUAAGUUCACCAGAAUAUCCAUAUGUAGAAAAAACAACUGAUAAAUCCACAUCUAAGAAGAAAGUGAAUCAAAGUCUUUGUCUACAAUAUAUCUUUACCAUGUCGGAGGAGGAAGUUGUUGACCCAAAGGCUACAAUGGAAGUAACUUGCAAGCCUAAGUGUGUCAGACAACUAAAGGAGUAUCAGGCAUGUAGUAGAAGGAUAGAAGGCGAUGAAUCAGGUAGCAAGCAUUGCACUGGACAGUAUUUUGAUUAUUGGCAAUGCAUUGACAAAUGUGUUGCCCCGAAGCUGUUUGAGAAACUCAAGUAACAAGGAUAUAAUUUAAUCCAUUGCGAUUUUAUCUUGUUUUUUCAUUGUUGCAUUUCUUAAAUCAACUUGGUUGCCGCAUGGAAAAUUUUGUACUGUGCACAUCUUAAAAAGUGAUUAAUAAAGGACACUUGCGGGUUAAA
This is a messenger RNA of Lycium barbarum (goji berry), 1360 nucleotides long. Its product is annotated as cytochrome b-c1 complex subunit 6-like. The record is from RefSeq and is a predicted model, not a curated record. Gene Ontology annotation, biological process: mitochondrial electron transport, ubiquinol to cytochrome c. Gene Ontology annotation, molecular function: dol-P-Man:Man(5)GlcNAc(2)-PP-Dol alpha-1,3-mannosyltransferase activity. Gene Ontology annotation, cellular component: endoplasmic reticulum. The transcript is spliced from 14 exons. Bases 27 to 1220 code for a protein of 397 amino acids. Lineage: Eukaryota; Viridiplantae; Streptophyta; Magnoliopsida; Solanales; Solanaceae.